AUGGCGAGUCUGCACUGGCGGACGCGGCGGCGGGCGGCGGGCGCGUGGCCCCUGAGCGUCCUCGCGCUGUCCACAAUGUGGCACUGCACGACCAAGUGUCUUGCAGACGCGGCGCUCGUCACUGGACCAUCGUCUACCUUUCGUAUCGACCACGACACCAAGAUCCCAGACAUUUUCAAGUGCUCGGACAUGCACUUUAUUGGCUCGUUUAACGAAUAUUACGUGACCUGUGCGCUAGAUGUACCAGAGCAAGCGUCGAUCAAGCUGCUGGAAAUUGUGAAUGUGACACUAGACAGCUCGGACCUCUCGCCUCUGCGUGGCGUCCACGCAGAACUGACGUUCAAGCUCAACUCGAGCCUCGCGGCCGUGUCGAUCCGCAACAGCCACGUGCGAGCCAGCGCCGUGGAGAUCGACGCUGCCAACAUCACGAUCGACAGCCACUCUGUAGUGAACGUGACCGCGCGAGGACUAAAGUUCGGGCCCGGGUACAACUCGUGGAGCGCGAUGGGCGGCAGUUAUGGCGGAAUUGGCGGCGCGUCCCUCACAGCACGAUACUCUGAUUGUGACAACGUGCCGCCAAAUGACUUUUUCAGAGCUAUUGGGGACGUUGGAGCCGACAUGGCCAACUUUCGAGGCUAUGGCAGUGGAGGCGGCAAUGAGAAAAGUCGUGGCGGCGGACGGAUCCGCUUGGUGGCAGACAGCAACGUCGCGAUUGACGGAAAGCUCGUGGCUAGUGGAGGCGAUGCAUGUACAGACUGCUACGACAGUGCUGGUGCAGGCGGCAGUGUUGUUGUGGUCGCAAAGGGACGGAUCUAUGGCAAUGGAACCGUGCAGGCAGACGGUGGGGAGCCGAGCAAGUUCAGUGGUGAUGGAUUUGUGGGCGGCGGUGGAGGAGGCGGUGGUGGUGGACGAAUUGUGCUGGAUUCGGCAAACGGAGAAGAACUGGAGCCAGGGCAGGUGUCUGCGUACGGUGGUGGCGGUUUGACUGCUGCUACAAAUGACGGAAUAGGGUGGUGUCAGUUGGGAGGUGAUGGGACUAUAUUGAGGGCUCAGCAUACGGCGGAGCAGAUUGUCAAACGUGGCAGAAGGCUUAAGCAUGAAACUGGUAGUCAAGCUGUUGUAAGUACGUUGCUUGUGCGAGGUAGCCGCUUGGCUCAUGUAGGGCCUGUGAGGCGCAUUCAGAUUUACGGAUGUACACCGAUGUUUGAGCAAACACCUCGAGGUGGUCGAUUUUUGCCAGAAUCGCUUGUGCACAUGUUGGUAAACGGGGGCGCUACAGUAUGUGCGUCGGUGAUUGAGCUGAAGGACAGCAUUGGAGGCAUCGAGAGUACGAUUGAAUUAGACUCUGGGUCGGAGCUAAAUGCUCUUGGCCGUGGACGAAGCAUCCAGCUAUCGGCAUCGCAAGUGACGAUUCAGGGCUACGUUGGGCCCUCGUUGGCGCACGAGCAGAAUCUGUUCAGUUUGGCACUGCGUGGAGUUGACAUUUCCUUCUCCGAUGCUUUGGCAAUGCUGCAUGACCUCGAAGUCGAUGCUCGCGGUAGGCUUUCCAUUGACAAGUUUUCUGUUCUCAACUUCGGAGGGCAAGUAAGUAUCCGGACAGAUGCUUCGGCCCAGAUAGACGGUUUUCUGAAGCCUUCAGGCACCUCAAUUGAGCUUGUACAGGGUGGUGACGCAGCACGCAUUCCUUCGAUAAGCGUGACGAGCAAACUGGAUGUCGAGUUUUGCCCGCAAGUUGUGGAGAUGGGCCCGAUCCAGCUGCAGAUCGCGGCCAAGGGCUCGGCUGUACUGGAUAUGCCAUUCGACACCCCAUUCCUGAAACUGCUAGUAUCGGCUGUAAAUGUGUCCAUCGCCAACCUGAACAGUGGUCCAGUUAGGGAAUGCAGGCGUAUCGAGCAUCAAGCAGAUGCGUCUGCUUGCACAGCUUUACGCACGUCGAAUGUUGACGACCAGCCAUACUUGGUCAGUGUUUUCGCGUCGGAGAGUGCUACGUUGGGCAACAUCUCGGCUGGAUCGAUGAUUCUGUGUAGCAGCAGUAACAUGACGAUCGGGGGUAUGGUAACGAGCUCACGACUUGGAUGUGGUUCCGGCGUAGGUCCUGGCAAGAGUAAAAUCGUUGGUGAAGCUAGCGGUGGAGCAGGUCAUGGUGGAAGAGGUGGCAAUGUGUUGCCGGGAAGUAUUGGAGGCGGUGCUGCAUAUGAAGUUCCGGCCGAUUUUGAGAUGCACCAGGACGCUUUGUUGACGACAAUGAAUUUCGGCGAAGGCUGGCCAGUUUGGCCUGGUAGUGGGGCUGCGAGUGGAGACACACUGCGUCAAGUUAUUGGAGGUAGUGGAGGUGGGCUUAUCUACAUCGGGGUUACGAACCUAAACCUAACUAAAGCAGCGUCCGUGUCAGCGCGGGGUGGGAUCGGCUCGAUGGGUGGUGGCGGUGGAUCUGGCGGAUCCCUCACACUUUUCAUUGCAGACAUCGCAGGCGGAGGCACCAUUGACUUGGCCGGAGGUUCUGUUCCAGUACCUGUGAUGUAUGCUGCCGAAAGCAAGGCGACAAAUGAGUCAUCGAUCUGGAAUCCUCAUGUCACUCCGGGUGAUUUUGCAAACGCCGCCGGUAAGAUAGGUGGUGGAGGGGGCGGCGGAAUCGUUCGCGUCACAUAUGUGGAUACAGCAGAUAAUUCGAGCGCUGGUAAUGGGGAAACGUUUGUGAAAGACGGGGGUCGCAUUGUCGUUGACGGAGGUGAAAGCGUAGGAGGCGAAAAUGGCGGUGCAGGUGUUUCGAUUGGUGUUAACUGCUAUCCAGGGCGUGGAGGUGUCUUUUGCUUGCCAUGUCCCGAAGGCAGCCAUAGCCCAGACCGCUUUUCGAAAUGCUUGCCAUGUGGCCCAGGCACUUGUUCCAGUCGUGCGGGAUCCGAAAGGUGCGACGCAUGUUCAAUUGGUCACUUUAAUUCGGACUUCGGAAAAAAAGAGUGUCAGCCGUGUCCGUUGGGAUCAUUCGGUGCAAAAGCGGGUUUGAAGAAGUGUGAGAUGUGUCCACCUGGAUCAUUUGCCGGAUCGACGGGCAGCAACGAGUGCUUACUCUGCCCUGUAGGUGACAUCGCUGCUUCGUCAGGCAGUGCUAAUUGCACAAGAUGUGGAAUCGGAGAGACGACUGCAAAAGCUGGUGCAACUACCUGUGCUGGCUGCACGAACAAACCUGUUCACUCCGAGUUCAACAUGCCCGGCAACUGCUCCUAUGCGUGCUCCAAGGGACGCAACGGACUUGACUGCUUGACGCCUUUUGAGCAUUUAGUAAAACCUAUUGGCGGUCCACUGGGUUUUGCGCUUGUCGUGUUUGCUGCCACCAGCCUUAUCUUCUGCGUCUGGGGGUUCAUUUCGUACUGGAGCUCUAGGUUGGAGUUACACCGUUACGCCCAGUACAGGGCGAAAAGGUUGCGAGAUGAACUGUCGCUCAAGACGUUGACGAAAAUGCUGACUCCUCGGCUGACGGACCAAGACCUGAAUGCUCACGUUGCUCGCUUGUACUUCACCGGCGACAACCAUGUCAAAAGUGCUUGGCGGCUGGACCCGUGCUUUUUACCAGAGAGUCUCCGUGAUAUCGUCGAAGUGGGCACGUACGCGCGCUUCGCUUCGACGUGUAAUAAGUUGAUGGAGUGGGACCUAACAAGCUGGGAGGUUUGGCUGUAUCGCUUUUUGGUGAUCACGCUUCCUCCCUUCGGUACUCUUUUCAUGCGACGCUGCCAGUUGCAUCGCGUUGUGAAGCUUGUCAAGUACAUCGAGGGCUUCGGUGGUGGUUUUUUCCGCGGCAUCAACUUUCGUGUCCAUGGUACGCAACUGAAAAUUGGCUUCAGUCCCGAUUUUUCACUUGGCUAUCUCGAUGUACUAAUCUCGCCCUCAGCUUCGUCUUCAUCCGCGAACUUGAGCGCGAUGCAAAUUGCCGAUCAUGAGGAUUUGGUGCUUGUGGUUGGUGGUAGCGGAUCGUUCUUUCGACCGUAUCACCUGGAUUCGAAUGACAUUAUCGUGCGAGCAGUGCCCUCGCGUCUACAGCUUUUGGAGCACAUGUUUUGGAUUGAUUUUGUGGCCGACAUGAACCAGAAACUGCGCGUGUUACCGCAGCCUUCAUCGGUAAUUCGUCGUGUUGCCGAAGCUGCGAAAGUGGCUCGUGACAUCAUCAUCUGUGUGGCAGCGUUCAACAGGGACCACGGAAGCGAUGGCUUUGCCGUGGUGUUUGGGACAUUCGUAGUCGGUGAAACGGAAGCUACCGGUGCAAGCACGCGCUGUUUCCAGCCGCUUUCGUCCAAGAAUGUAGACGCGACUUUUGCGUCCUACCCGCAGAUACCGUUCAAGUUAGCCUUCCGCAUUUCCAGAUCGAAUGUGCCGGCAGCAAGUCAUGCCAGCGUGAAGAAGACUCGAACCGCGGUAUCAGACUACCCCGACUUGUUACCCGAGGAUAACGAACGAGGGAUGGCUGAGACCGAUCCCCGGUCUGCUGAGUUCCGGUUCUCGAAAAUCAGAACAGAAGCUCUGUUCGUACAGCCUGAGCGUGAGCACGCAGGCAUCUCGAGCGAUGCCAGUGACAGCCUAUUGCUGUCCAAAACACAAGAAAAGCACAGCACGGCCCGACAAACGAGAAUGUUGGUGAAGUUGUUGUGCAGGAACGAUACUGCGAAGCGAUGGCUAACGACACUUUGGCGGCCUGUGUACCCUCUUUUCCGGCUGCGCAACUUGCCACGUCCCGAGAUGCCAGCUCGUUGGUUGCUCUCCGUGAUGAUGGUGCUCCUCAUUAUUGCUGACAUGGGUGUUGCCUUUUGGAUUAUAGUGGAGUACUAUUGUGUUCAAAUUCGUGACCCCAGUGCCCAAGAUGCUGGCUGUUCUCGGACCGCGUUGUGGUCAGUUCUGGGUAUCUUGCCCGCAGCGAUCGCCGGCUCGCCGCUUCUUGGGCUGGCUUUCGUCACGAGAAAGAGCAUUUUUUGCGGCAAGUUGUUUGCGUUGUGGAAUGCCAGCUCCGUUGUGAACCAAGCUGUUGCUUUCGUUGGUGGCAUUGUGUAUCUCAAGUACAUUCAUGACGAUAUCCUUCUGGUGGCACUUGGUGGCGUGCUGAUAAAGUAUUUCGAGAAAGAAGUGGCUCUGCGAUGCAUCGCGCAAUACGCAAGCGAGCGGCCUCUACGCGGUUGGCGAGGUCUACACACAACACGUGAUUGGUACGAUGCUGCAUACACGCCCUUAGUCCAUCACGAAAGGUAA
Hyaloperonospora brassicae is the source of this 5232-nucleotide messenger RNA. The record is from the annotation of a GenBank genome assembly. Lineage: Eukaryota; Oomycota; Peronosporomycetes; Peronosporales; Peronosporaceae.